Vigna umbellata (rice bean) is the source of this 1450-nucleotide messenger RNA. The record is from RefSeq and is a predicted model, not a curated record. NCBI's taxonomy places the organism in Eukaryota, Viridiplantae, Streptophyta, Magnoliopsida, Fabales, Fabaceae.
UUCACUUUCAGAAAACAAGAUGUGUGUGAGAAGAAGCAGGCGGAUCCGGUGCAUCGACCCAUCACAAGGAGGUUUGCUGCACAGAUUGCCAGCACACAGCAAAAUCGUGCUGAGGGAACCAAGAAGUCAAACUUGGGAAAUUCGAAUGGAUUUGGAGAGGUUAUAUUUGUUGAUGAUGAACACAAGCCAACGGAUGACCAACCAGUGCCAAUGACUUUAGAGCAGACAGAGCCAGUGCAUAAUGAAUUAGAUCAGAUGGAGGAAGUUGAGAUGGAGGAUAUAAUUGAUGAGACAGUUUUGGACAUUGAUAUAUGUGACGCAAAUAAUCCCCUUGCAGUGGUGGACUAUAUUGAAGAUCUAUACGCCUACUACAGAAAAAUGGAGGGUUCUAGCUGUGUCUCACCCAAUUAUAUGACACAGCAGUUUGACAUUAAUGAAAGGAUGAGGGCUAUACUUAUUGACUGGCUUAUUGAGGUGCACGACAAAUUUGACCUCAUGCACGAGACAUUGUUUCUCACAUUUAAUCUCAUAGAUAGAUUUUUGGCAAAGCAGACAGUUGUAAGAAAGAAGCUUCAGUUGGUUGGACUUGUUGCAAUGCUUCUGGCAUGCAAGUAUGAAGAAGUUUCAGUUCCUGUGGUGGGGGAUCUAAUUCUCAUAUCAGACAAAGCAUACACAAGGAAGGAAGUUCUGGAGAUGGAGAAGUUGAUGGUCAACACAUUGCAGUUUAACAUGUCUGUGCCAACAGCAUAUGUUUUUAUGAAAAGAUUCCUAAAGGCAGCUCAAGCAGACAGGAAGCUUGAGCUAUUGGCUUUCUUCCUAGUAGAGCUAUCUCUAGUGGAAUAUGAGAUGCUGAAGUUCCCUCCAUCCUUGCUAGCAGCAGCUGCUAUUUAUACAGCUCAAUGCUCCAUUUAUGGCUUGAAACAAUGGAGUAAAACAUGUGAAUGGCACUCCAAUUACUCAGAAGAUCAGCUAUUAGAGUGCUCUACUUCGAUGGUUGAUUUUCAUCAGAAGGCUGGAAAAGGGAAACUUACUGGGGUACAUAGGAAGUACUGUUCAUCUAAAUUUAACUACACUGCAAAAUGUGAACCCGCACAUUUUCUUCUUGAGGACUCGUUGUAGCAGGCGGCCAUGUAUAAAGCCACUAACAAAACAUCAUCAUGAUGAUAUGAUAUGAUACACUUGACUUUGAUAAUUGGGGGGCCAUUUGGUUAAUGGAUGCAGGCGGUCACAUGAAUUUGAGCAACUUGGGUUGCACUUAUAUGUUGUAUCUCAAGUGUCGGGUUUGUCUUAUGUAUUUUGUUGUUCUACUCAUGUUAUUUUUCCUUCCUUUUACUUUCUGUUAUGUUCCAAGUGAACACAACAUACUUGAGUCGUGUAAUUUCUCUUUGUUCCCAUUGAACAAAAUAAUGGAAACCAUGACAUAGAAACAACUUCAUUCAUUUAACAAGUA